AUGAACAUAUAUUUCCUAUCUAUUCUAAAUCUGUUCAUAUUCUAUCUAUCUAUCUAUCUAUCUAUCUAUCUAUCUCUCUAUCUAUCUAUCUAUCUAAAUGUCGGUUCAUUAUCAAUACGUUCUCAUUCUGUUUAUACCGACUUAUCUAUACGUCUUUUCCUUAUCCUUAUCUAUCUAUCUAUCUAUCUAUAUAUCUAUAUAUAUAUAUAUUUAGUUUAUGAAAAACUAGAUCUAUCUAUCUAUCUAUCUAUCUAUCUAUCUAUCUAUCUAAUUCUGUUCAGAUCUAUCUAUCUAUCUAUCUAUCUAUCUAUCUAUCUAUCUAUCUAUCUAUCUAAUUCUAUCUAUCUAUCUAUCUAUCUAUCUAUCUAUCUAUCUAUCUAUCUAUCUAUCUAUCUAAUUUUGUUCAGAUCUAUCUAUCUAUCUAUCUAUCUAUCUAUCUAUCUAUCUAUCUAUCUAAUUCUGUUCAGAUCUAUCUAUCUAUCUAAUCCUGCUCAUAUCUAUCUAAUUCUAUCUAUCUAUCUAUCUAUCUAUCUAUCUAUCUAUCUAUCUAUCUAUCUAUCAGUUGCUCACUUACAGAGUGAAAUGCAACAUCAUAUAGAUUCCCUGUUGACGUCAUGGAGCGUAGUUGGUCUAAAUAUAACUUUCGUAUUCAUUUUAUUUCUCUCUCCGCUCCCAUCCCACCUCUCUCUCUCUCUCUCUCUCUUUUUUUUCUAUUUUUCUCUUAACGAACCUUCUUUUUUAUAUACUUUCGCUGAUUGGUCGCUUAUAUUUUUUCUUUGUAUGACAUUAUUUCUUUCCUCCCGAAAUUUGACUUUUCUUUAUCGUUUUUUUCUUACUCCUUUAUUUGAAAUAUUUUCAUUUCACUUCUAUUUGAUUUCCUGUGACUUCUCAUCACCCGUUCUUCAUUAUCUAUCUAUCUCCAUCCCCCUCUGUGUCUGUCUCUGUCUCUGUCUGUCUCUGUCUCUCUCCCUCUCUCUGUCUGUCUUGAAUUCUUAUCCUCCGAUGUCCCGAUGUCCUAUCUAUCUUCAUCUAUCUAUCUAUCUAUCUAUCUAUCUAUCUAUCUAUCUAUCUAUCUAUCUAUCUCAUUAUUCAUUCAUCUAUCUAUCUAUCUAUCUAUCUAUCUAUCACAUUCUGUUCCUAUCUAUCUAUCUAUCUAUCUAUCUAUCUAUCUAUCUAUCUAUCUCAGUCUGUCUAUCUAUCUAUCUCAGUCUGUUCCUAUCUAUCUAUCUCAUUCUCUAUAUCUAUCUAUCUAGCUAUCUAUAUAUCUAUCUAUCACAUUCUGUUCCUAUCUAUCUAUCUAUCUAUCUAUCUAUCUAUCUAUCUAUCUAUCUAUCUCAUUCUACUCAUAUCUAUCUAUCUAUCUCAUUCUGUUCCUAUCUAUCUAUCUCAUUGUACUCAUAUCUAUCUAUCUAUCUAUCUAUCUAUCUAUCUAUCUAUCUAUCUAUCUAUCACAUUCUCUUCCCAUCUAUCUAUCUAUCUAUCUAUCUAUCUAUCUAUCUAUCUAUCUAUCUAUCUGUUUGCCUUUCGAGUCAAGCUGGAAACAAUUCCGCUGAUGCAUGGGGAAACCAAAUUGUUCCCCUUCCUGAAUGCUCUUCGUGA
Acanthosepion pharaonis is the source of this 1599-nucleotide messenger RNA. The record is from the annotation of a GenBank genome assembly. NCBI's taxonomy places the organism in Eukaryota, Metazoa, Mollusca, Cephalopoda, Sepiida, Sepiidae.